Molecule: messenger RNA, 294 nt
Organism: Pterocles gutturalis (yellow-throated sandgrouse)
Lineage: Eukaryota; Metazoa; Chordata; Aves; Pterocliformes; Pteroclidae
Gene: CTXN3
Product: cortexin 3
Exons: 1
Coding region: 1-294 (97 amino acids)
Source: RefSeq, a predicted model, not a curated record
AUGAUAAAAAGAAGGCGACUGUGGGACUGUUCAUUUCAGCUAACCUGGAUGAUGGAUGGGGACAUAUUCACUGCCACUUUGGUGCCAUCUGGGAACACAACACCAAAUUCUAGCAUGACACUGGAACAGAAAACAACAUUUGCCUUUGUGAUUUUAUUAUUUAUUUUCUUGGGAAUCCUCAUUGUUCGCUGCUUCCGAAUUCUCCUUGACCCCUACCAGAGUAUGCCAACCUCAACGUGGGCUGAUGGACUUGAUGGACUGGAGAAAGGCCAGUUUGACUAUGCUCUUGCUUAA